AUGACUCUUAAAAUAGCAUUCCUAGGUCCUGAAGGAACAUAUACACAUCAAGCUGUUCUACAGCAAUUUGGUAAUGAAAUAGAAAUAUCACCACAGAACACGAUUGGUGAGUGUUUUGAUUCGAUAAAUGCGAAACACGUGGAUUAUGCUGUGGUACCCUUUGAGAAUUCAACAAAUGGACAAGUCGUUUUUACAUAUGAUCUUCUUCGAGACUGGUUCUUGGUGAAGAAAAGUAAUUUCAAAAUAGUUGCAGAACAAUUUGUAUCUAUACAUCAUAAUUUACUAUGUAAUGGACCAAUUGAAAAGAUCAAUACAAUUUACUCACAUCCUCAAGUUUGGACUCAAGUGUCUAAGUUUUUAUCAACUUUUCCGAAUAAAAUAAAUCGAAUAGAUACAGAUUCUACUUCAAAGGCUGCUGAAUUAGUUGCCAGGGGAGAAAGUUCAUCAGCAGCGAUAUCUUCUUUAAUGAGUUCAAAAUUAUACAAUCUCAACAUAGUAAAAGAAAAUAUUGAAGAUAAUUCAAAUAAUACCACCAGGUUUUUGGUUUUAGGAUAUGAGAAACCACCCGUAUAUGAUCGAGAGACUAAUGACAUUAUCACAUCAAUAAUGUUGACAUUACCCCAUGAUGAUCCAGGUGCAUUGUGCGACGUAUUAAUAAGUAGAGGCAAAAUUCAAAUAAUGUCAACAGGCGAAGAUCUAAUAUCAUCGUUAUACCCACCACCUCCUCCAUAUUAUAAAUUCUUUACAGAUGAUAAUCUAGAAAAAUUAAACGAAUGGAAGAAAGAAGAUAAAGAGGGAACACCACCAGGUGAGCUACGAUUUUUGAUUCCACCAAAACAACCUGAAGGUUCACAAUAUAGAGGAUAUGGUAAUAUAUGGCUGUUUCAAGACAAACUACCGAAUUUAAAGGACACUCAAUGGCAACAAUUAUAUAAUGAUGAGAAUUUAACAUCGGUAACAAAGAUUGAGGAACUACAUAAGAUAAUGGAUUCGUUAUUAUUAGCAUUUUUAGAAUUAAUAAGUAUACUAAGUGUUGAUCCUCAACAAUUUGAACCAAAGAUAAAAGACAUGAGUUUGCUUUUGAUCAAUUUCAAUCAUUUACUAAACACAUAUAGACCUCAUCAAAGUAGAGAGAGUCUAAUCAUGUUAUUAAGAAACCAAAUAUCGAAUAAAAAUAAUGAAAUACAAGAAAUAGACAAGGUAUGUGACGAUAUUAAAACUAAAAUUAGAAAUUUAUUUGAUAAACAAACAGAAGACCUUGAUAUGGAAGAGAUUGAAGAUAUAUCGAAACCAGAUGUGAAUGUAAACAAGACUGAUAUAAUUGAUCAACUAUUAAAAACAUGA
Lodderomyces pseudojiufengensis is the source of this 1344-nucleotide messenger RNA. Its product is annotated as PHA2. The record is from RefSeq and is a predicted model, not a curated record. Gene Ontology annotation, biological process: regulation of transcription by RNA polymerase II; L-phenylalanine biosynthetic process. Gene Ontology annotation, cellular component: mediator complex; cytoplasm. The transcript has 3 exons. Lineage: Eukaryota; Fungi; Ascomycota; Pichiomycetes; Serinales; Debaryomycetaceae. The coding region runs from base 1 to 1344 and encodes 447 amino acids. Gene Ontology annotation, molecular function: prephenate dehydratase activity; transcription coregulator activity.